AUGAAUAUUACGAAAAGAUUGUUUAGUAGUGUAGCUAGGGUAUCUCAAAGAGAACCUAGAUCUGCUGUGAAGUUACAUUUCCAAAAAAAGGAAGAAUCGACUAAUUUUAAAAAAAGUUUCCCCGUAUAUGAAAAGAAGAAACCUUGGGAUGUACAGGGCAUCACUAAAGAUGAAUUUUUUGGACAAAAAUAUGCCAAAAUGAGUACACAACGUAGAGAUAACUUUAAUGAAAAAGUUGCAAGACAAAGACGUCAUCGUGAUGAAAGAAGAGAAUCAGAUCGAGAAUAUUAUAGCAAAAAAACUGUACAUUAUCAAGAAAGACUUACAGUUCCAAAGAAUCCAUUAAGUGAAUAUAUCUAUGGAACUCAUGCCGUGUUAUCUGCAUUAGUUGCUAAUAAGAGAGCUCUGUUCAAUACAUUAUAUCUUCAACAUAAUAGGAAGGAAGCACCUCCUGGAAUUUUAAAGCUUGCCAAACAAUACAAUUUAUCUAUUCAAGAUAAUGUACCGAAGGGGACAUUAAAUGGAUUAACUGGGUUUGGGGUACAUAACGGGGUUGUAUUGGAGUCUAAACCACUUGAAUUCCCGUUAAUUUCUACUUUAGGACCUUGUAAUGGACAAGAUGGUACUUAUAAAUUGGCAUCUAUAGAUGAAUUAUAUAAUUCUGUACAAGAAUUAUCUAAAGAAGUUGUUAAAAGUAAAUCAACAAAUCAAACUAAUCAAGUUGAAACUGAAAUUGAAACUCCAAGAUUCCCUCUUGGAAUUUAUCUUGAUGGAGUAACUGAUCCACAAAAUGUUGGAGCCAUUAUUAGAUCAGCAUAUUUUAUGGGAGUUGAUUUUGUGGUAGUUCCAGAUUCUGAAAGUGCUAAAUUAGGACCUGUUUGUAACAAGGCCUCUGCCGGUGCACUUGAUAUGCUUAGUGUCUACAAAACAAACUCAUCCUUGAAGUUCAUUGAAAGCAGUAAGAAAAAUGGAUGGGUUGUGAUUUCAACUACGGGGAAAUUAAAUAAAUCUGAAGAGAAAUCCUUAUUAAGUAAGCAUUCUGAACUUGAACUGUUAGAUGAUAUGAUAAUCCAUGCAAAUGAAUUGAAUAAUAUUUGUCAAGAAGCUCCUGUGUUAUUGGUUAUGGGAAGUGAAGGAUUAGGUGUUAGAACCAAUUUGUUCACUCGUUCUGAUUAUUUGGUUGGACUUGAACAAGGUAGGGAAGAUGGCAGUGGAAUUGUUGAUUCCUUGAAUGCAAGUGUUGCUACAGCCUUGUUAAUUUCAAAAUGUUUAGGUUAG
Molecule: messenger RNA, 1278 nt
Organism: [Candida] anglica
Lineage: Eukaryota; Fungi; Ascomycota; Pichiomycetes; Serinales; Debaryomycetaceae
Source: the annotation of a GenBank genome assembly